Molecule: messenger RNA, 3427 nt
Organism: Amoebophrya sp. A25
Lineage: Eukaryota; Dinophyceae; Syndiniales; Amoebophryaceae
Source: the annotation of a GenBank genome assembly
UAGCAGGAGGAGCAUUUGGUAAGACAAGGGCGUGCCUUUGGUCGUCAUGAAAACAAGUAACUCAUCGUCGUCGGAGUGUUAUAAAAUAGAAAUGAUCGUAUGAUUUCGCUCGCUUUAUACCACAAGAGCAGACAUGUUGUCGUGUUGUAGGAAAUUCGUUCGUCGAAAGAGGUGUCUUGUGAAAGAACGAUUGAAAAUAGCUGUGUCAAUUCUACAAUAAGCUGUGGAUGAGGUAGUCGAAGAUUGAUAUCGGCAAAGGUACCCACACCCACUAGGUCGAAAAAGUGAUUGCAUGGUUUAACAUAAAUGUCAUAGAGAAAAAAUGUGCUCUGGGUUUAGAUCCACCUCUUUUCAUCUUCAUCAGACUGCACUCAAAUUCAAUCGAUUCAUAGUUUUGAAGUUUCUUGUAGGAGAGAUAGAGAUACAAGAAUUAGAUACUGAUCCACGCAUGUGCAGGAUUUCUCUAAUACAAAUAUCGUUGUCAUGACAACAAUGAGAGGUCAGAAAGCCCGAGCGUGGUGACCCUGCUGCACUAGGGACGACGCGAAGGGGGAACUAAACUCGUCCGCGCACGAGGUCUACGUACAAGAAUCUUCUGGUUUGCGCGGACUACGAAUUAGCCACGUUACCUUGCUCGGCGUCUUUGAUCGCUGACUGAAGCUCGUCUAUCCCGAGAAAGAACCUAGUACUCCGGAUUUUCUUGCUGUGCCUGCGUACAGCAAUCCGUAUCCGUCGAAAAUGUCCGAUCAUCCUACAAAGGGCGACGCCAAAUUAGGCGACGAUAUCGACGCGUCGAAAAAGAGGAAAUUCGAGAAGCUCAAGCAGGGGAAGCUGGAUGCUGAGAAGUAUUUUCGGAUCGCCAAUUUUUUCAUGGUGCUUGGAAAAAGAACUUGUAUUGAUCUAGCAUAUAAAAUGACGAUGAUCUUCUCUUCUUCUCGAGCAAGCGAACGAACACAGCACCAUAUGAAAAAUAAACAUCCUACACACCCUCAGAGGACAAUAAUUGUUCGAAGUAAAAAGAACAGUUAUAUCUCCUCUACUCACAUUCUUGAUUAAUUUUGGUUGGAGCAACAUCAAGAACAGUCUCAAUCUCUCCAUUCCCACUAGGCAAUACGGCUUCGAUAAGUCGAUCGAGGACUAUGAUGAGAAAGAUAUGAAAGACGACAAAUACAAGAGCAAACUGAAGAGCAAAAAGGAAAAUGAUCCUAAAAUCCUCAAAAAUGAGAAGGAUUUGAAGGAUAAGGACAAGCUCAAGGACAAGGACAAGAUGAAGGACAAGCUCAAGGACAAAGACAAGCUCAAGGACAAGGACCUGAAAGACAAAGACAAGAAAGACAAGGAGAAGGUACUACAGUAUAUCCAGCAAGCUUUACGUAGUCCACCUAUUGAUACAGUCCACCUAUAAUUGGUAUUCGUAUUGGUUCUGCUUUUCUUAUGCGCUUUGAAGUAACAUCUGUUGACAACUGGUACAGUGUAGCCUGUUGACAUAGUUACCCUCACCCUGGCGACCUGGCAUAUCUAUUUCCUCAGUUCCAUCUCCUCAUUGUCAUUCCUACCACAGGACUUGAAAUACAAGGACAAGAUGGACAAGCAGAAGCAAAAGUCCAAGGAUAAGGGAGAGAAGGAUAAGGACAAGAAAAAAGAGAAGCUUGUGAAGGAGGAGAAGUUGAAAGGUGGAAAGGGAUACAUAAGAAAUAGGUCAAAACGGGCAGGAAUCAUAUUCCCAGUUGUCAAAGUACACAGGGAGUUGAAGGUAUUAUCUUAGUUUGCAUAGCCUGAUUUUUUUUGACCGCAAAAUACACUUCGCAGAUGAAUGUCCGGCAAUGACCACUAUACACUUAACAUCUAGUCGCGUAACAUCGAGUAAUCUCUCACGCCGUUCCACUCCCACUAUGCAUACAUCUCUUCAACACAGGGAAUGAUACCGAACAAAAACCGAGUAAACCAGCAGUGCUCAGUUUAUUUGGCAGCGGUAAUGGAAUAUGUGAUGGCAGAGUUGCUCGAGAUCGCAGGAAACACAGCAAAAAAUAACAAGAAUUAUGGCUAAAUGAAGUUUGUUUUUGUUAGGAGCCCUUCGACUAGGUUUAGGUGUAAGUAGGAAAUGGUAAUAAGUAGAUGAACUACAAGAAGUAGAUGAUUGAAGAGAGACUCUACAUCACCAUCGGAAGACAACUAACAUCCAUAUCAUGUUGUAACGCUGAUUUCUCAAUAUUGAACGCCCUUUCCUUGUCCCUGAGCACCCUCAACUCUCACCCGUUGCGUUCCCCCUCUAAUCCACGAAGCGAAUCAAUCCACGGCAUUUGAUGCUUUCCAUAAAGCAGGACGACGAGUUGAAUACGCUGAUUCGAGCAACAAUUGCAGGUGGCGGCGUCCUCCCAAGUAAGCAUAUUCCAACUAGUUCCGAACUUAGGGCACCGCAGCGAGCCCCGGCGCAGCAGUCAAUGUUCCCACCUGGCCAGGGGAGAGUAGAUGGUACAAGAAAUCCAAAUUUUUAGAAUUUGCAUGCUUUUCAAUUACCAAUUUCCAAUUAUCUUCUAUAAUCUGCCAAGAACUCUGCUUCAUGUUGAUGUUCAUAUGUCGUACUAUCAAUCAAAUUCAUUAGCAGCAGCCACUUAUUCAUAUUCGUGUAUCACAAUUAUUUCCAAAUGAUCCUCCACUACAGUUUUCGACGAGGGUGAGGUCGAAGAUGAACCAAAAGGAAAAAAGCCGAAGAAGCAGGUAUCCUUAAGGCUUUACCUAAUGCAUCUUUGGACAUCACAUCCUUGAUGAAAUGUAUGGACGAGGAGUAUCUACCUAAGGGACCACUGCUUAUACUCCCCCAUACCUUUCUUUUUCAAGGAAGAUGCACUUGAAAGAGGCAUCACGGACAGCUCUAACAUCCUUUGCGGGUGUGCCGUUCCAGCAACCGAAUUUGUUCGCGCCACAAGUUGGCACACCUGGAACGUUUGGCUCUGCUAUGGGAACACCAGGAACUUUUGUUAAGGCUGGAGUUGCUAGUGCUAGUACAACUACUUACCUCUACUCUUAUGAAAAGAAGAUCUGUUAUCAUUUUUAUCAUACUUUUCUACCUCAGAGACUUAUGAUAAUGAUAACAAAUUUUUGUUUCGUUUAAUUUUCGAACAUCUCGAAGGAAGUCUGUGGGUGUGGUCGUCAUCUGAUGUACAAGAUGAACUGACUCUAUUUUUAUUUGGUGUAAUGAUGUUGAUCGAUGAUGAAUCUUCUUGUCUUCUAUGUAUGUUCAGAUGAAGGUGCCGCUUGCUCUAAGCUCCGCGCCGGUUUCAUGGGUGGUGUGCCAUCACAUUUGGGCGUCCCGUCAGUUACACCGAACUUCUUCGCAGCAGGAGCCGGCGGUCUUGCAGUCGGCGAACAGAAAAAGAAGAAGAAGGUUGCUGGUAAGAUGCAGCUUCCAGCGGGUUUCGGACAGUGA